Daldinia vernicosa is the source of this 1915-nucleotide messenger RNA. RefSeq names its product DUF1776-domain-containing protein. The transcript has 3 exons. NCBI's taxonomy places the organism in Eukaryota, Fungi, Ascomycota, Sordariomycetes, Xylariales, Hypoxylaceae. Bases 146 to 1645 code for a protein of 499 amino acids. The record is from RefSeq and is a predicted model, not a curated record.
CGAUAGGUCCAUACGAGGCGGGCUAUCUUUCGAAAAAUCAACAUUGCUGGUGAACCCCGAUAUUCCCGUCUUCGCCAAACUUCAUCGAUACCCAAUUCUUAAUCCACCGUUCAACCCUGGAAAUAUAAGCAACUCAUAUCCGGACAUGUCUGCCGACGACCAGCAGUUUUUGGACUUGCUCUCGUCCAUCCCCAACCAGAUCCGACGAUACUCCGGAGAGGUUGCCGACUAUGUCGACAAGGCAGUCGACAAGGUCGCCGAUGAGAUUAGGGAUACCCUAUCGUCAGCAGAAUGGGUACCCGAAUAUGUGCGACCAAAACCAACUGCUCGACCACCACCCGUCGAGAUCAUACCGCUGACUACGUACGAGAGUAUACAAAAUUGGAUUUCUCGUCACAAGAUACUUUGCGGUGUGGUGGUCGUCACUGCUGGAUAUAUAACAUAUAGGUCAAUACGAUAUACCAGACAGCUCCGUAAACCUCGUCGGGCGAAGCGUGCUCGAAAUGGUGGUAGACUCGAGGUCGUCGUUAUCGCCGGAUCGCCAACAUUACCUCUGACCAAGGCGUUAUCCUUGGAUUUAGAGAGGAGGGGGUUUAUCGUAUAUGUUGUUUGCAAUACUAUCGACGACGAGGCCAUCGUGCAGAGCCUCUCACGACCUGACAUUAGGCCCUUAGGUAUCGACAUAACCGAUCCCCCGAAUGCCGGCCAAGCUAUCGAACGAUUCGCCGCCUAUCUCCAAACCCCACACGCUGCUGUCCCGCGAGCGAAGCCGACCUACCUGGUGUUGAAGGCAGUUAUCCUGAUCCCCUCACUCAACUACCAGACCUCCCCUAUCGCUACGAUUCCUCCCUCGAGCUUCGCCGAUCUCUUCAACACUCAUCUCCUCCAUCCCAUCCUCACGAUCCAGUCCUUCCUACCUCUUCUCACAUCUAGAAUAACACCUCAAGGAGAGACCACCGCAUCACCCCGAGUCCUCGUCUUCACACCGUCCAUCAUCUCCUCGAUUAACCCGCCGUUUCACGCCCCCGAAGCCACCGUGUGCUCCGCCCUCUCCGCUUUUACAGAAGUCCUAACGGCGGAACUGAGCCCCCUUGCCAUCCCUGUAACGCACAUGCAACUCGGCACCUUCGACUUCGCGGGGUUCACGCCGGUCCGUGCGGGCCCCGCUGGAGCAAACGCAACAGCUCUCCCGACGACGGGUCUACACCCGCUGUUACCCCCGUCGCCGGUCGAGACGCUACAGUGGCCCGAGUCCGCACGCAACGCAUACGGCCGUAACUUUAUGUCGCAGUCGUCGUCGGCCAUCUCCGCUGGUCGCAUCCGCGGACUACGCGGCAGCUCCCUGCGAGAACUGCAUAACGCUGUGUUCGACGUGAUCGAUGGUUCGAACCAGAGCGACGUAGUGCGCGUCGGCCUUGGCGCCGGACUCUAUGGGUUCGUUGGCCGCUGGGCCCCGCGUGGUCUAGUAGCGUGGAUGAUGGGGAUCCGCAAGGUAGACGAGCUUAGCGCAUGGGAGGGAGGCGCGCGCCCGGAUAGUGCUAGUGGCAGUAGCGGUAGCGAGAAGAGCGCCGAGAGCGAGAUUGGCGAGGGCAGUGAAUUUAUUGCUGUCGCGAAGGACCAUGAUGGCCAUAAUGUCUGGAAAUAAGAGCAACGUUGAGAAAUCUACGAGGGUCAAGGGUUAGGUUAAGGGGAGUGUUAGGCGGUUUGCUUUUUGGCUGGCGUCGUAUCAUGAUGAUUGAUGGAUAGGGCGACGGGGGUUAUAAAGGCUAUACAUACGGCGGGCGAUGAGGCCGGAUGACAUAUCAUUGCUCCUUUCAAUGCUUGGAUAUAUCUCGCUUCUCUUUUACGUGGAUAGUACCUAGCUUAUAUAGCUUACUUAGUUCACACGAAUGCAUAAAUACCUGUUUAGAACAAA